Harpia harpyja (harpy eagle) is the source of this 642-nucleotide messenger RNA. RefSeq names its product basic proline-rich protein-like. NCBI's taxonomy places the organism in Eukaryota, Metazoa, Chordata, Aves, Accipitriformes, Accipitridae. Bases 1 to 642 code for a protein of 213 amino acids. The record is from RefSeq and is a predicted model, not a curated record. The transcript has a single exon.
AUGCCCCCAGCCCCCCCUCCUCUCCGCUCCCCUCAGAGACCACCGGCCCCGGCUGCGGCCCCCGCCGCCCCCGGCCCCCACCACCGGCCCCGGGCCUCCUCAGCCCCCGCCGGGUCCCCUCCGGUCCCUCCCCCGCGCAGAACAGAGCCCGUUCGUUCCCCGGCCCGGAAGCCAACCCGUUUUGCCCGGCCACCGGGCCGCCCCCCCCCCCCCACUCACCGAGGAGGAGCCCCGCCGGUCCCCGGGCGUCGCGGUCCCCUCGCGGCGGGCAGGUGGUGGAAGCGGCUUCCCCCGCCGCCCUUCAUGGCCGGGCACCCCCCCGGCGGGCCGGGCGCCGGGCCCCCAUCCCGGGCGGGAGGAGCCGGGCGAGCAGCGAAGGGCAGCGGUGCAGAGGAGGAGGAGGAGGAGGAGGAAGGCGGCGGCGCGUUACAUGGCGGGACGCGAAGCGCGCCAGUCCCUCCGCCGCGGAGCCUCCGCGGCCGCCGUACCCCACACUUCCGCCCACGGCCCCGCGGGGGCGCGGAGCGCUCGCUAGCAAUCGGCCAAUCCCCGAGCGGACCUCGGGAACCAUCGACCAAUGGGACGGUUCUGCCCGCCCACCCCUCGCAAGGUUCUCUGGGGAGCGUAGUCCGCGGGUCCUAG